GAGAAAUAAAGGAAGAGAGUGAGAGGUAGAGAGGAACCCACCUCAUUUUCUUUUCCCUUUUUUCUCAAUUUUUAUUUUUGUAGCUCUCUUUCUAGGAAACAAUAUAGAGAAAAGUGUGUGCUUGUGUUUCCUCUAGAGAGAUAAAAGAAAGAAAAAAAAAAAGAAAAGAAAAGAGCUCUUAAAGAGAAGAAGAAGUGAAGAAGAUGAUGAUGAUUAUGAUUAUGAGAUAGAAAAAAAAGUGUGAGAGAGGGAAAUAGGCAAAAGCCAAACACAAGUAAACACAUUACUCAUAGAUAAUAAUACUCAACACAAAGAGAAAAGCUUUAGAAAAGAAAAAGAGAAAAAAAAUAGAGAGAGAGAGAGAGAGAGAGUGUGUGUGUGUGUGUGUGUGUUGUUAAAAGGGUCGUUAUUGCAUUAUGUUUGGCUUUGUUUUCUCUUCUUCUUUCUUUCUUUCUUUCUUCUUCUUCUUCUGCUUCUGCUGCUGCUGCUGCUCUAACUACUGCUGCUUUUGUCUGUCUGCAAAAUUAUACUGAUAGCCUGCUGCAGUUACUAAAUCCUUAUCCUUCAGAGGAAAACUAAACUAAGUCAUCUCUCUCCUUCUCAAAAAACCCAACUUUAUUAUUCUUAUUCUUAUUAUUAUUAUUUUUAUCAGAAAAGCCAAACUGACAGUUGGUGUAGUAAGAAGAAGAUUUAUAUUUGUUUUUCUUUCUUUUUUUUUUUUUUUUUGGUUAACAGAAAGAAACUCAACAUCUUCUUCUCUUAACCAAAAGCCAGCAAAACCUACCAACAAUGGCAGCAUCACAGUCCUACUUAGAGCAAUAAAAUAGAUAUUAAAACAAAAACAAAAUUAAGCCCACCCCCAACAAACAAGAUCUCUCUCUCUCUCUUCUGAUACAAUUUCAGAGCUUUUUGACCCCACCUUCUCUUACACAACUCCUACAUACAUACAUCCAUAGAUAUAUCCUUUCUUUCUCUUAAGAACUUUCUAUCUCUCUCUCUCUCUUCUAUAAUUGUCAUAAAGAGAAAAAAUAAAAUAAAAUAAAAUAAAACCCAUUUAGUAUUACUGUUAUGUGUAUAUAAAGAUUGUGUCUUUUUUAUUGUUGUUUCUUGAAAUCGAUCAAAGAAAACGAAUUUAAUUCAGUUGUGGCUACUACAAGGAGUAGGCAGCUCUUAUCCGACUCAGGAGCCUUUGCAGACUGGGCUACCUCCUCUUCUUCUUCAGCCAUCCGAGCCGCAGGCCCGGACGACCUCUCCCUCGGCUUUAAUGCCGGACCCACCGCCGCCGCCGCUGCUGCUGCAGCUGGAGGCGGACCCACUUGGCCUAACCCCGCAAGAACCAUCAACUAUGGUAUCCCUCCUGAAAUGGGAAUGUUUGUUGUUGCUCCUGCUGCUUCCUUUAAUCAUCACCACCAUCAUCAUCAACAUGAAUCUUCUAUUAAUCUUGCUAAUGAUCCAAUCAAUGGCUCAAAUGCUGCCACUGCCCUUGGUGUCGGUGUUGGUGUAGGUGUUAUUCCACUUCUCACAGCGGCUCCAUGCCACAUGGAUGAUCAAGAUUUGUUGAAUAAUGGCCGCAGUAAUAAGAUUAGUGGGAUCCAGUUUUGGCAAAACCAGAACCAAUAUAAUAAUAUAAAGAAAACCACUGGUUCCAUUCUUGAUCAUAACACUUGCUCAGCUAAUCUGCUUCAAAGUGGUAACAAUACUAGUGGUGGUGGUGUUGUUGGUGCUAAUUCAGCUUCAUCUGGUACAUCAUGCCAAGAUUGUGGUAACCAAGCCAAGAAAGAUUGUACCCAUAGAAGGUGCAGGACCUGUUGUAAAAGUCGUGGUUAUGACUGUGCUACUCACGUGAAGAGCACAUGGGUACCGGCAGCAAGGAGGAGAGAGCGUCAGUUAAUGGUAUCUACAGCUAUUGGUGGUGGUACUGGCUCAUCUGUGUCUACUUCUGGUGUCAAGAAACCUAGACUUUUAAACUCACAAACUACCACUACUUCUCAUACUUCUACUUCUAAUACUACUCCUCCAAGAAGCUUUGAUACUAGCUCCAGUCAUCAAGAUGUGAGUUUUAAGGAGGCAUUGCCAGGGCAAGUACGUGCACCGGCUGUAUUCAAGUGUGUUAGAGUGACAGCAAUGGAUGAUGGUGAAGAUGAGUAUGCAUACCAAGCUGUGGUAAAGAUUGGCGGCCAUGUUUUUAAAGGGUUUUUAUAUGAUCAAGGAGUUGAAACAAGAGAUGGUUUCCCUAACAUAUCAGAAUUGCAUUUGGGUGGUGCUAGCAGUGGUGGAGAUGGUGGUGGAAGGAAUGGUGCCUCAUCUUCACCGAUUAUUGAUCCAUCGGAUGUUUAUGGUGCUGCAUCUGGUGGAGGGUUGCUUGGAGGUUCAGCCUAUGGUAAUCCAAUGAACUGAGGUUUACUUUUCAAGGUUUAUGGACAUUUCUAGUCUAAUGUUCCUUAUGUUGGCUAAUUAUUAUCAAUAGGAUAUUGGUAAGUUACUCUUCUAGAUUUGUAUCUUGUUAACUUAUGUCUUUGAAAUUUUCAGCUUCUUGGUUGUGGUUUUCUUGUUCCUUAUAUCUAUUUUACUUGUGUAAUUGCACUCAGAGGAUCAUCACAUGCCAAAGGAGCUGCAUUUUCACUAUUAGAGUAUCUCCCUGUAUCAAAAUUUUAGAGAAAAGAUAGAUAAUAAAAGCUGAAAAAAUCCUUGUUGGAUCUUCUAGACA
Molecule: messenger RNA, 2707 nt
Organism: Ricinus communis (castor bean)
Lineage: Eukaryota; Viridiplantae; Streptophyta; Magnoliopsida; Malpighiales; Euphorbiaceae
Product: protein LATERAL ROOT PRIMORDIUM 1
Exons: 2
Coding region: 1363-2397 (344 amino acids)
Biological process (GO): positive regulation of DNA-templated transcription
Cellular component (GO): nucleus
Molecular function (GO): DNA binding; DNA-binding transcription factor activity
Source: RefSeq, a predicted model, not a curated record